Molecule: messenger RNA, 754 nt
Organism: Bursaphelenchus okinawaensis
Lineage: Eukaryota; Metazoa; Nematoda; Chromadorea; Rhabditida; Aphelenchoididae
Source: the annotation of a GenBank genome assembly
AUGCGUCGAACACAGAUGCCGUCACUCCUGAUUCUGCUUCUGAUUCCGUUGGUUUCGGCUCAGCUGACCGCCGACAAUCUGAGGGCCACGUGUCCCAAUGACAAGGAGAUUUGUUACAGUAAGGCUGCGCAAGGCGAGUGUUACGGUAACUCGCUGAAGGCCCAGGUGCUGAACAAGAACUGUCCUUGUUCGUGUAGCGAGGUGCUCCAUUCGCGGAUUCAGAACUGCUGUAAGACCGUGGGGCAGCCUGAAAUGAAGUUCUGUUUGCCGUUGUGUGGGUACAAUACUACAGUAGAAGAGGUAAGAAUUCUUUAUUAACUAUUAAAAGACUUUAGGUAUCAAAUUGAAACCGCAUUAAUGUAUACUACUUAUUCUCAACAGAAAGUAUAAAUCAACUUUUUAAAAUAAAUUUUUAAAAUUUCAAAAACUCAAACUUCAAGUUACUCAUUCAAAUUUCAAAGUCUGAUUCCAGCUCGGCAGCUCUCUCGGAGUCAAGUGUGUAUCUCAACUGACCACGUUGGCUUACUGUGCAGCAGACAACAACAAUAAUACUGAAUGCUGUAAGGCCAAGGGUGUAGCCGAAGAGUGUAUGAGCUUCUGCAAAGGAGACGUGCCCACUUGUGAUCUACAGAGCAUCUUCUCGUAUCAGCCGUGCUUAAAGAGUAUGAAGGCAAUCACUCAAUGUCAGGUCGAGAACCUGAGUGCUGAAGCUAGGUUCGACCCUGAUUGGCAGGCUCCUUGUGAGUGGGAGUGA